AACAGCAAGAUGCUCAUUACAUUUUUUGUCUUUUUCAAUGUCAUUCUAGUUUCAGGUUCUUCUCUGAAUGACCAGGUCGACCAGACUCCACAGAACAUAUACUGCGAAAAGGGAACCAAAGCUAAAAUCCAGUGUUCCCAUCAGAUCACCAACUACAACCAAAUCUUCUGGUACAAACAGCUGGAUGAUGGACAGCUGCAGUUGCUAGGUUACAUGCUGGCCACUUCUGCAAAUAUAGAGCCUGGUGCCAAAAUACUAAUCACCGGAGACGCAAACAAGGGCAAGACGUCCACUUUAACCUUAGAAGAGCCGAGCAGUGCGAUGUACUACUGCGCAGCUUCUCUCACAGUUACAGUGGGGCGACAGUGGCUCAGUGAUGUAUCAGCAGCUGCUAAAUUCCAGCAGUCUCCCUGGAUAAUAUCAAACCAAAGUGCUCGAGUGUCCAUAGAGUGCAGCCAUGAUGACAGUUCCCUCCUUGUUAUGCUCUGGUAUCAGCACCGGCCGGAAACUCAGUCUAUGAUGUUGAUUGGAUACAAUUAUGUGGGAACUGACAACUAUGAGAAUGAACUUGGAAAGCAGUUUAAGAUGGAGAGACUCAACGUGCUGACUGGCUCUCUCACAGUGCUCAGUGCAAGCCCCUCGCACUCGGCUGUGUACUUCUGUGCAGCAAAUGCAGAGGCUAUAACAUUUGACCCAUCUCACCCCAGGAUAGUUAAUGACGCCAGUGAAGUAGAGAUCAAUUGCCACCAUGAUAACAGAGAUAUGAACAUAAUGCUUUGGUACAAACAGCUGCAGGAUGGACAGAUGAAGUUAAUCGCAUACAGCUACAUUGGCAGUGACCCUAACUUUGAGAAAGACUUUAAUGAAAGGUUUACGAUGAGGAGAACAGACAUUCAGACAGGAGCUCUGAUCAUCUCCAACGUGGAUCCCAGUGACUCAGCGACGUAUUUCUGUGCUGCCCAUGUCUGCCUUGCUGUGAAUAUCCAACAACCUGUACGUAUGCAGCACAUACUUGGAGAAACUGCAUCUUUUCUUUGUACUCACGAUCAAAAUGACCAUGAUUACAUGUACUGGUACAAACACAGCAUUUCAGAGAGUAACAUGCAAUCGGUGGCGUAUUCUUUUGGUGAACAUACAGCCACUAUUGAGAUUUUGAUCUGCACCUACAGCACUGUGACCAACACUCAACCUGCCUACUUUGGACCAGGCACCAGGCUCACUGUUCGAGAACCAAACAUUGGCGUUACCAAUCCAAAAGUUAAACUCUUCAAACCAUCAGAAAAUGAGGGUCCCAAAACCAAGACCCUGGUUUGCGUGGCCAGUGACUUCUACCCGGACCAUGUCAUUGUUACCUGGUUCAUUAACGGAAACAAGUCUGAAAAUGGGAUAGCUACGGACAGCGCCCCCCAGAAAAAAGGCAAUUACUACAGGAUCACCAGCCGGCUCAUGAUCCCCAAGGAAAAGUGGUACAACCCGGAAAACACCUUCAAAUGUAAUGUGCAGCAUUUCAAUGCCGUUAGCAGCACUGAUCACUUUAUUGAAAUAAACGGCAUUAAAGGGAACAAUAGCCUCUCACGGGAAAAAUACAUGAAGACCACACAAGCUGCCAAACUGUCGUACACUGUUCUGAUCCUCAAAGGUCUCGUCUAUGGAGUGUUUGUGGGGGCUCUGGUCUGGAAGCUUCAGGGAAGAAUUGGAAAAGAGUGA
Periophthalmus magnuspinnatus is the source of this 1707-nucleotide messenger RNA. RefSeq lists its product as uncharacterized. Gene Ontology annotation, cellular component: plasma membrane. The coding region runs from base 10 to 1707 and encodes 565 amino acids. The record is from RefSeq and is a predicted model, not a curated record. The transcript is spliced from 11 exons. NCBI's taxonomy places the organism in Eukaryota, Metazoa, Chordata, Actinopteri, Gobiiformes, Gobiidae. Gene Ontology annotation, biological process: cell surface receptor signaling pathway.